UGGAUCAUUGCUGCUUUGACACUACCAAAUCAACACUGGGACAUUUGUCUUAGGUACCUGCCCUUCUGUUGGCCCAAGCCUGGCAUUUGUACAUAUUUUAUUCUUUCAGCUAUCAAUGGCUAUGUGCCUGAGAGCAUACCCACUCUCGGCUUCUGCUUUGAUGACACUGUCCAGUGGCAUUUCUGCAGUGUGGGGACCCAGGAUGACUUUUUGACCAUUCACUUCACGGGGCACUCAUUCAUCUAUGGAAAGAGGCAUGAAGACACCUUGACCCUCUUCCCCAUGCGUGGAGAAUCUGUGACUGUCACAAUGGAUAAUGUUGGAACAUGGAUGUUAACUACCAUGAAUGCCGAUCCAAGAAGCAAGAACCUCAGGCUGAAAUUCCGAGAUGUUAAAUGUAUCCUAGAUGAUGGUGAUAACUCAUAUGAGAUUUAUGAACCUCCGUCCUUUACACCCAUGGAGACACGGAAAAUGCAUGAUUUUCCAGAUUAUGAAGAUGAAGAGACUAAGAUCGAGGAUUAUUACCAGUACAUGUUGGCUUCAGAAUUCGGAAUUAGGUCAUUCAGAAACUCAUCAUUGAGUCAAGAGGAAGACCAGUUCAAUCUUACUGCCCUAGCUCUGGAGAGCAGCUCUGAAUCCAUUUCCCCAAGCACAGAUACAGUUAUUGGUUCAAAUUCUUCUUCCUCAAGUAAUACUAGUAGUUUCACUGACAAUAACCUCCCAGAACCUCAGAAAACUCUACCUUACCCAAAAGUCACCACAACUGGGUCCCCAGAGGGACAUGUUUUUGGCUUAGAUCAUUCCACAGCAGAACAUUCCAGGCCUUAUUUUGAAGACCCUAGUGAAGAUCCUCUAAAAUCUUCUGAUGUCACAGGAGUAAGACUACUUCCACACGGGACAAGAGGAUUCAGACAUCAAGAACAUGCUAAACAGAAGGGACACAAAGCAGAAAGGGAGCGAGCAGCAAGGCAGAAGUUCUCUUGGAUGAAAUUAUCAGCACAUAAAACUGGGAGGCAUGUCAGCCACAACAGUGAUUCUCCUCCCCCCAGGAAGGGGCCCUGGAAGGACCUGCCUAGUGACCUGUUACUCUUAAAAGAAAAUAACCCAUCGAAGAUUUUGAAUGGAAAAUGGCAUUUGGUUUCUGAGAAAGGUAGCUAUGAUAUAAUCCAAGAUACCGAUGAAGACAUGGGUGUAAAUAAGCCGCCAACCGGCACCCAGAAUGCCUCCAGUUCUUGGGUUUCAGAAAGCACCCCCCUUAUAAACAAACCUGGAAAUCAGAGUGGCCACCCACAGUUCUUUAGAGUCAGACAUAAAUAUCUACAUGUAAGACAAGAUAGAGGAAAUAGUGGAAUAAAGAAAAGUUCAUUUUUGAUUAGGACUCGAAAAAAGAAAAAGGAA
Molecule: messenger RNA, 1398 nt
Organism: Otolemur garnettii (small-eared galago)
Lineage: Eukaryota; Metazoa; Chordata; Mammalia; Primates; Galagidae
Product: coagulation factor V-like
Exons: 2
Source: RefSeq, a predicted model, not a curated record